Messenger RNA from Rhizophagus irregularis DAOM 181602=DAOM 197198, 543 nucleotides. The record is from RefSeq and is a predicted model, not a curated record. NCBI's taxonomy places the organism in Eukaryota, Fungi, Glomeromycota, Glomeromycetes, Glomerales, Glomeraceae.
AUUAUGGUUCUUGAAUAUGCAGAAGGUGGAAAUUUCAAUAAUUAUUUGGAAAAAAAUUACGAAAGGUUUGAUUGGUUUAUUGGGUUAAAAGUAUUAACUAAUAUUAUUGGAGGUCUUAAUAAAAUCCAUGAAAAACAGAUGGUUCAUCAUGAUUUUCAUAUGGGGAAUAUAUUAUUUAUGAAUAAUAAUUUUAAUGCAUGUAUUUCUGACAUGAGUUUGUAUAGAAAAAUUGAUGAUGAUGAUGAAUCAAAUGUUUAUGGAGUUAUACCUUAUGUAGCUCCUGAAGUAUUAAAAGGAAAACCCUACACUCAAGCUGCAGAUAUAUUUAGUUUCGGUAUGAUAAUGUAUGUUGUGGCAACUGGAGGACAACCCUUUGCUGAUUGUGCUCAUGAUGAGGUUUUGGUAUUAAAUAUCUGUAAUGGGAUUAGACCCGAAAUCAAUGAGAAAAUUGCGCCAAAAUGUUAUAUUGAUUUAAUGAAAAAGUGUUGGGAUGGAAAUCCAAAUAAUAGACCAAAUUCUACUGAAAUAAAAGAAAUAAUUGAA